Symbiodinium sp. CCMP2592 is the source of this 248-nucleotide messenger RNA. Lineage: Eukaryota; Dinophyceae; Suessiales; Symbiodiniaceae. The record is from the annotation of a GenBank genome assembly.
GUCUGUGGCAUCGAAUGCGUCGCAUGGUUCGACACUUUAGUCCAGAAGCACAGAAAGGAAGAUUACAGAGCCAUCGCUGCCGAUCAACAGCACAUUAUCGACUUCGCCAAUGGCCAUCACGUGAGGCAGAAGCAUCUCCUGCCGUCCAUUGGUUGGUCGUCGGAUGAAUGGAAGGCAGCAUUGCAAAAUGCUUGGAACACAUGGACCGACCAAUUUGCAGGGCAGACUGAUUGGGCUUCCAUUCAGAU